AAAAUCUCAUUAUGGCACCAUCGGGAAGAAAGCAUGGAGGAAAAGCCGGUAAACCAGCACAGGAAGAUAAAGCCAUACCUACCUAUGACUUUCAGGAGGAAAGAAAAGAGCUGAGUGGAUCAGAGGAUGAUAUUAGAGAAGGUGAAACACCAGUAUUGGACAAGCAUGGAAAGAAAAGACCUCUGGUGACUACUCAUGUGGUUCCAGAUGAUGUGGGGGGCGAAGUACAGAAUAUGCUGGAAAGAUUUGGAGCUGACAUUAACAAGGCUCUCUUAGCUAAGAGGAAGAGAUUAGAAAUGUAUACAAAAGCCUCACUCAAAACCAGUAACCAGAAGAUUGAACAUGUUUGGAAAACACAGCAGGAGCAAAGGCAGAAGCUCAAUCAUGAGUUCUCCCAGCAGUUCCUGACUCUAUUUCAGCAAUGGGAUGUAGAUGUGCAGAAAGCAGAGGAGCAGGAAGAAAAACUAGCGAAUAUGUUUCGUCAGCAACAAAAAGUUUUUCAACAGGCAAGAAUAGUUCAGGGUCAGAGGCUGAAAACCAUUAAGCAACUCUAUGAGCAAUUCUUAAAGAGCAUGGAAGAGCUGGAGAAGAGCAAUGAAAAUCUUCUCGCUGGUGCACAAAGUGAACUUCGCAAAGAAAUGUCUAUGUUGCAGAAGAAGAUUAUGAUGGACACCCAACAGCAGGAGAUGGCAACUGUUCGCAAGUCUCUUCAGUCCAUGUUAUUCUGACGGCUCAAUGGAGAAACAACUUGUACCUAAGUAACACGAUACAAGUAUAGGCAUUAGCCAUAGAGAAGUAUCUUAAGAUUUAACUGUUUUAAAGUUUCUAUUAAAGCCUUUCAUGGAUUGUUCUAGUCUUGUGUCUGAUAAUGUUGU
Molecule: messenger RNA, 875 nt
Organism: Opisthocomus hoazin
Lineage: Eukaryota; Metazoa; Chordata; Aves; Opisthocomiformes; Opisthocomidae
Gene: SYCP3
Product: synaptonemal complex protein 3
Biological process (GO): spermatid development; meiotic cell cycle
Cellular component (GO): synaptonemal complex
Source: RefSeq, a predicted model, not a curated record